GCGUGGAGGCGGAAGUGGCGUGGUCGUGGUGGGGCCUGGAGCACGGCGGCGGGACCUGGGACGGCAUUUAUACCUGCGGCAGCUGGAGGCGGCGGCGCAUUGGAGGCGGCCAUGGCAAAGCAGUAUGACUCAGUGGAGUGCCCCUUUUGUGAUGAAGUAACCAAAUAUGAAAAACUCGCCAAGAUCGGCCAAGGCACUUUUGGGGAGGUGUUUAAGGCUAAGCACCGCAAAACCGGCCAGAAGGUGGCUCUGAAGAAGGUGCUGAUGGAGAAUGAGAAAGAGGGGUUUCCCAUCACAGCUUUACGGGAAAUCAAGAUUCUCCAGCUUCUGAAACAUGAGAAUGUGGUCAAUUUGAUUGAGAUCUGUCGAACUAAAGCUUCCCCCUAUAAUCGUUGCAAGGGCAGUAUAUACCUAGUAUUUGACUUCUGUGAACAUGACCUUGCUGGGCUGCUGAGUAAUGUGUUAGUCAAGUUCACACUGUCUGAGAUCAAAAGGGUCAUGCAGAUGCUUCUCAACGGGCUGUACUACAUCCAUAGGAACAAGAUCCUGCACAGAGACAUGAAGGCAGCUAAUGUGCUCAUCACCCGAGACGGAGUCUUGAAGUUGGCCGACUUUGGGCUGGCCCGAGCCUUCAGCCUGGCCAAGAACAGCCAGCCCAACCGUUAUACCAACCGUGUGGUGACACUCUGGUACAGGCCCCCAGAACUGUUGCUUGGGGAGCGGGACUAUGGCCCCCCCAUUGACCUGUGGGGUGCAGGCUGCAUCAUGGCGGAGAUGUGGACCCGAAGCCCUAUUAUGCAAGGCAACACUGAGCAGCACCAGCUUGCCCUCAUCAGCCAGCUCUGUGGUUCCAUCACCCCUGAGGUUUGGCCAAAUGUGGACAAGUACGAACUGUUUGAGAAGCUGGAACUGCCCAAAGGCCAGAAACGGAAAGUGAAAGACAGGCUUAAGGCCUACGUGCGUGACCCCUACGCAUUGGACCUCAUUGACAAAUUGCUUGUGCUGGAUCCUGCUCAGCGCAUUGACAGUGAUGAUGCCCUCAAUCACGACUUUUUCUGGUCUGACCCCAUGCCCUCAGACCUCAAGAACAUGCUCUCCACUCACCUGACGUCCAUGUUUGAAUACCUGGCACCACCACGCCGGAAGGGCAGCCAGAUCACCCAGCAGGCCACCAACCAGAGCCGAAAUCCUACCACUACCAACCAGACAGAGUUUGAGCGUGUCUUCUGAGAGCUGGCUGCUUUCGCUUUCCAUUAGAGCUGUUUUAUUUUGCCUUCUGCUAUGUGACUUGUAUCGUGGAGAUGAUGGGGCAUUUGAGGGUUUCUCUCUAGUGCACGUUUUAAUUUCUGCUCUGGGCACAAUGAGCUGUGUAGACUGG
Messenger RNA from Elephantulus edwardii (Cape elephant shrew), 1378 nucleotides. RefSeq names its product cyclin-dependent kinase 9 (gene CDK9). Gene Ontology annotation, molecular function: ATP binding; cyclin-dependent protein serine/threonine kinase activity. Bases 112 to 1230 code for a protein of 372 amino acids. Lineage: Eukaryota; Metazoa; Chordata; Mammalia; Macroscelidea; Macroscelididae. The transcript is spliced from 7 exons. The record is from RefSeq and is a predicted model, not a curated record. Gene Ontology annotation, cellular component: nucleus. Gene Ontology annotation, biological process: protein phosphorylation.